Molecule: messenger RNA, 1365 nt
Organism: Acanthamoeba castellanii str. Neff
Lineage: Eukaryota; Discosea; Longamoebia; Acanthamoebidae
Exons: 9
Coding region: 1-1365 (454 amino acids)
Source: RefSeq, a predicted model, not a curated record
AUGGCGGGGUUUGUAGCGGCGGUGGCCGUGAGUGCGGCCGUUGCAGGAGGCCUCACCUGGUGGUGGGUCACGCGUGGCGAUCCGUCCGACGAAGAAAUCGACCCCGAGGGAGAGUUGCCCUCAAAAUGUCCGGAAGAACUGGUGCGCAAGUACAAGCCUCAGCUGGCACGACUCGCGUUCACCAGCCAUCACGCCCUGACAGAAUCGCUAAGUCUGGCAGACGAGCGGAGAAAUGAGCUGAAGGAGGCGGGUUUGUGGCCUGCGCUUCUGCAUCUGUUCCUUUCCCUAGCCCCAACCGAAACGGAAAAGCGGUUGCCGCAGCUCGGCCAGAUCUGCUUCAUGUUGUUCUCUUCCGCACAGAUGUAUGACGACGACGAAGAGAUAGUGGGUCUCGCGUUGGCCAUGCGGCACGCCCAGAGCCUCGCGGCGCAGUGCCCCGACAUGACCGCCCAGCGAGCGUGCGUACGGCUCCUCAAGCAGCUGCUCAGUCUCCCGCAGGCCCUGGUACUCGCGAGGGACUCUGACAUGGGCACGGUGUCCGCGUUCGCUCGGGCGCUCACGGUCGAGCCUCUGCCCGCAGUCGAGCCAGCCACGGAUAUGCAGGAAACGGCCCUUGUUGGAAUCGUCAGGGCGUUCGGUAACCAGGGACUGAAGAAUACUCUCUUGCCAGACCCUGAGGGCUGGGCCGAGGAGGCGGUGGCGGCGUUGGUGCAGCAGAAGGGGUUCGUGGAGCGCCUGAUGCAGAUCUUCGAGCGCAGCACUCGCAGCCACGACGGCGACUUCGUCAAGCAGAUAGAGACGCCCGUCCAGCUGCCCAUGACCAUCCUCUGGGUCGGCACAAUCUACCUUAGCUACUAUUGCAACGCGGACCAGUACAGCUUGAUCACCAGCAAGGUGGUGUCAAACUGGCUGAUCACCGGCCUGCUCCGUUACCAGCACGCAGCAGACCGUACCGCCUGGAGUGUGCGGUACAACCUGCUACUCAGCGUGAGAGACGAAGCCCCACUCGCUGCGGGCAGAGGGGAGUACCUCGUGCAGGCUGGCCGCUUUCAGAGGCAGUUGCUCAAGCCGGUGAACGACUCGGAUCUAUCGGCCUUCGGCUCACUGAUCUCCAUGACGGUCAACCAUGAUCACAACGCCACUGUGGCUUCGCAAAGCGACCAAGACGAGUUCUUCUGCUACCUUUUUUCCGCCGUCUUGUCCAUCUGCCAGGACAAUCGUGAUGCGCGUGAGGAGGCGCGCGCCAAUGAGUCCUUCAUGGAAGCCGUUCGUGUCCUGGCUCAGCCCUCCUUCCCGCCGACACCCUAUUCAGCCCCACGCGCCCACUGCGCCGACACCCUACUCACCGUCUUCCAACUCCCGUGA